Molecule: messenger RNA, 2744 nt
Organism: Plectropomus leopardus (leopard coralgrouper)
Lineage: Eukaryota; Metazoa; Chordata; Actinopteri; Perciformes; Serranidae
Gene: il11ra
Product: interleukin 11 receptor subunit alpha
Cellular component (GO): membrane
Molecular function (GO): cytokine receptor activity; protein binding
Source: RefSeq, a predicted model, not a curated record
CGUCCGGGGGAGCCGAAGAACAACUCGACAAAGUCUCAACAAUGGAAGGCGACAACAUAAUAAUGCCGAUUUGACUUGGGGAGAUCUUCCAAGAUGCCAGGCCUUUUGUCCAGUCCUGUGUGUCUGACAGUCAUCUGGUUUUUAUCUUGGUCGCUGCGUCCCAGUCGUUCUCAGAUUCAGACUGAUGAAGUGUCAGACGUGCAGUAUGGGCGCUUGGGGUCAAAUGUGACACUGGCAUGCGGGAACUCACAAAUCAGGAUACCUGUGGUGUGGCAUCUCAACCACAGCUCAGCGUUGCCAUGGCAUAAAGUGACAUCAGAUGGAAGCUUAGUCCUGCUGCAUGCCGACCACUCAGCGCAGGGCAACUACAGCUGCUAUGACAACCAGGGGCUCCUCCUCCACCCUGUCAAACUCAGGCUGGGCCACCCCCCUGGGCUGCUUAGCGUUUCCUGUCAAGUGCCCAAUCACACUCAUGUUCGCUGCUCCUGGGUGGAAUCGGUAAAGACCUUCCUGCCGGCCAAGUACAAUGCCUCCCUCAGGGGGACUGGUCAGGAGUGGAGGCCAUGUGUCGUGGACGUCGCCCGCAAGCACUGUGAUGUAGAUCAUCCUGCCUUCUGGCAGACCAUCCAUACCCUAAGAGUCACAGAGACCAACGCCCUUGGGUCUGAGACAACAUCUGUCCGUUUUAAGCUACACGAGCUAUUAAAACCAGACCCUCCAGAGUCACUGCUGGUGAAGGAGUUCGAAGGCUACCCAAAGCGGCUGAUCGUCUCGUGGAACUUUCCCUCUUCCUGGCCACUGCAUGAUGCUUUCCCCCUCAUAUUUGAGAUCAGAUACAGGCCGCAGGGCUCUGUUUACUGGUCAGAGGUUUACUCUGAGGAGAGUCCAGUGGUGAUAUUUGACGCCCUGGCAGGGCAUCUCCAUCAGGUUCAGAUUCGAGCACGUGAUGAGGUGAACUCUGAGAGCCAGUGGAGUGAAUGGAGCCCCCUGCUUCUUGUAAAGCCCUGGGAAGUCUCCUCCACCCCUGAAACUACAGAGGAGCUCCCACCAGACGAAUUAUUUCCAGAAUAUUUUUUUCCCAUCAACACAAAACCUGAAACCUCCACUGCAAAGCCACACAAUUCUGUAUAUCCUGAGGAUGAAAGUAAUUUGGGUUUGGUGAUUCUGCUGGUUUUGUUCUCAGUGGUCAUCCUCACCACCGUCCUUUCCCUCAUCUUUGUCGUGUGGGUAAGGCAGAGGCGGCGUGAUCAUGUGACCAAACAGGAACUCACCUCCAUGGUCAAAAUGAAGUCCAUGCCAAUCUAAUAUUGAUUUGAUCCUCUCCUCGUCAGCCCGUUCUAGGGCUCCUCCCAUGAGUCAGCCUCUGCUUUUACCACUGUAGCAAGCUGACCAUCCAUAUUUCACUACAUUACCCAGAAUGCAUCAGCCAGGAUCCAACCAGGGUCCAAGGAACUCCAUGGAGUAGGGUAAAGUGGACCAAUGUGGAAACGCUGACUGAUGGGUAUGUUUUGCAGCAUUUCUCUGGACAUAUUCAGUGGUCCCAUCUAACUGUACUACCCAUAAUGCAUCAGCAGACUCUACUUAAUGUCCACGGGGAUGGGAGAAAAGACCCUACUCUAUUUCUUUUUGGUCACUUAAGCAACUUCACUGCAGCUCACUCCUCAGUAGACUGUAGGAGCGACCCUGCAACAGGACAUUUGAGUUCACUCACAACCAAUGCUGCUUCAGGAGGACUUACUCCUCUCCCUUUUUGGAGAGGAGUGACAUUUUUUUGAACUUUUAAGCAACAAUUACAGACAGAAAGUGCAGCUGCCAAACAAGAGAACACACAUUUUUUUUGUGGGAAUGGGAAGGUUUCUUUUGGGAGAAUUUUUUCUCUCUUCUCCCACCCACAACUCCUCACGUUCUUUUAUUUUUUUUAGAUUGAUUGUGAGAAGUAACAAAAUAUGUGCGUCCGUUAUUACACCGACUGACCGACCGACUCAAUGCUGUGAAGGAAGCAUAACUGCCAGUCUCUGUGUGUGCAUCUGAUGCCAAAGCAGCAACUCUGGGCAUUAAUGGUCUCAGCUGAGGGGUAGGAAGCAGCCUAUCACUGGCUCCUGACCUGAGGGAUGGACAUGGAGAAUAAGAUUCAGGGUGGGUGGGUUCGCAGACUUUAUUUCAUUUUAUGUUGCAUGAUAUGCUUGUUGUGUUGUCUGAUGUUUUUAGCACCGGUGUUCUAUUGUUUCUUUUGUUAUACCUCUUUCUAUUCAUCCAUCCAUCCACUGUUACUAUAGAGAGAGCGAGAGAUAAGAAAAGAGAUUAUGGCCUUUCACAAACCACCAGCAUUAAGACAUAACAUAGAUACUUAGUUAGCAAGAAAAUAUUACACCAUAAAUAUUCAGCUGUCCUGUCUAGACUUCAAACAAGCCCUAAUUACUUUUUUUUCAAUGUGUGUCAAUAAAUUUAUUUCUUAAAAUUCACACAUGCAACCUUCAAAGCAGUGGUUCCCAGCUGGUCCAGCCACUGGGUCCUGAUUUCUCAUUUGUCAUUAGUUCAAGGACAAAACAUAACAGAAAUGACCACCUAUUCAAUUUUAUUUGACAAAAUGUAAAUGACACAUGGGCUUAAAACACAAUGAAAUUACACUUAUUGCAAGAAUGACGUGCAGUUAGUUCAAACCAGGGGCGUCUCUAGGAUUUUAGGACAUUGGGGGCUCAGCCUGGACCUCUUUAUGAAAAAAAAAAUGUUGGCUUUUUUUUAUC